Microdochium trichocladiopsis is the source of this 1737-nucleotide messenger RNA. RefSeq names its product MOSC domain-containing protein. The coding region runs from base 1 to 1737 and encodes 578 amino acids. The record is from RefSeq and is a predicted model, not a curated record. Lineage: Eukaryota; Fungi; Ascomycota; Sordariomycetes; Xylariales; Microdochiaceae. The transcript is spliced from 2 exons. Gene Ontology annotation, molecular function: molybdenum ion binding; 2 iron, 2 sulfur cluster binding; oxidoreductase activity.
AUGGGAGACGCAGGACAGCACGCCGCCGACCUCUCGGCCGCCUUCGAGCGAGACGUCAUCCUCGAGGUCCGUAGCAGCAAGAUGAAGACGAUGCCCGGGCUCAGCAUCCAGACGGGCAUUGACAAACAGAUCCGCCACGGCAGAGUGCCUGUCUCGACUCUCGGGCUCGACGAGGACGAGCACGACCUCAUCUUCCACGGCGGCCUUGACAAGGCUGUUCACGGCUACUGUUCCUCUCACUACCCGAGCUGGCGCAAGGAAUUCCCCGACGCCGCAGAGCGCUUCAAGCCCGGCGCGUUUGGCGAGAAUCUGGUGACGGCGCACAUGAACGAGCGCAACGUGUGCAUUGGCGACAUCAUGUCCGUCGGAACCGACGGGCUCGUGCUGCAGGUCAGCCUCCCGCGGCAGCCGUGCUUCAAGCUCAACCACCGCUUCCAGCUCAAGAACUUUGCGCCCAACACGUACAAACUCAGCCGGACAGGCUGGUACUACCGCGUGCUGCAGCCAGGCAGCGUCCAGGCCGGUGACGAGAUCCGCCUCCAGGAGCGCAGGUGGCCCGGCUGGACGAUCGAGAGGGUCCAGGAGUACCUCCACCGCAAACAAGACGACGCCAAGAUGAAUGCCGCGCUCGCACAGGUCACGGACAUGGGCGACGAGAGCCGCGGCGCGUUCCAGCAGCGCGUCGCGAAGCUCGAGGCCAAGAGAAAGCGCGAGGCGCGCGGCGAGCAGGCAGAGGCAGAGACGGGACCCGUCGCCAAGUGGCACAAGUACAAGCUCGUCGAGAAGAAGCCGGAGACUCCCCGGAUCGCAUCGCUCGUCUUCGAAGCACUCGAGCAAGAUCCAGAGGUCAAAGAAGCCGCCUAUGGCUCACACAUCCGGCUGCGCCUCCCCAGCGGCCUCCUCCGCUCAUAUUCUAUUGUCGAUGGCAACGCGAACCGGUUCGAGCUCGGCGUCGCCCUUGAGACCCCAAGCCGCGGGGGCUCCGUGUACUUGCACCAGUCGAUUCAGCCGGGCGACGUAAUCGAGGCGGCACUGCCAAAGGCCGAUGCUAAACCGCAGGGCACAAAGAGCAACCACGUCUUCAUCGUGGGCGGCGUCGGCAUCACGGCGUUCCUCAAGCUCAUCGAGGGGUACCGAGGCAUCCACUGGAACACGGUCGUGCAUUACGGCGUGCGCAGCAGAGACGACAUACCCUUCCGCAGCCGCGUCGAUGCCAUCGGCGGCGGCGACGACGACGACAAAUCGCUCACUGUAUACGAUGCCUCUGCCGGCGAGCGCAUGGACAUUGCCCAGAUCGUGGCCGGGCUGUCGUGGAACUCGCACCUCUACGUGUGCGGGCCGCCGCGCAUGAUGGACGCGGCGAGGCGCGCGGCCACCGCCGCCGGCCUCAAGGAGGAGGACAUGCAUUUCGAGGCGUUUGCCGCCGAUACCACGGGAGACCCCUUCGAGGUCGAGGUGGUGAACAGGGGAAACAAGAUGCUGCAGGUCGGCAGUGACGACACCCUUCUCGAGGUCCUCAGGAGGGAGCUUGGCCCGGGCCAACAAGACCAAGAUGGAGAACACCGAGGCGCACAGAUUGAUAGUAGUUGCGAGGUGGGCAACUGCGGGACGUGCAAGAUCACAUUGAAGAGCGGCAAUGUGGAUCACCGUGGCACCGCCCUGCUAGACGACGAGAAGCAGACGUCGUUGUUGAGUUGUGUUAGUCGUGGCAUCGGUAGGAUCGCGAUUGAGAUCUGA